Molecule: messenger RNA, 615 nt
Organism: Dermacentor silvarum
Lineage: Eukaryota; Metazoa; Arthropoda; Arachnida; Ixodida; Ixodidae
Product: glutamate receptor-like
Exons: 4
Coding region: 1-615 (204 amino acids)
Cellular component (GO): membrane
Molecular function (GO): glutamate-gated receptor activity
Source: RefSeq, a predicted model, not a curated record
AUGGCCGUGGCUGAGAACACCCGAGAGAUGGUCAUGACACGAGAUGUGCGUGUUGCAUAUGUCAAGUUCUUGCCAUAUUUGGACGUCGAAAAGCAUGAAGGCGAAACGGUUCUCACUGGCAUUAUUGGCGGUUUGACAAUGCUUAUCAUCGAAGCACUCAAUCUCAAUGCAACUUUUGUAGAGCCAGUGGACGGCGUGUUCGGGGUUGAGCUGCCCAACGGAAGCUGGUCCGGAAAAAUGGGAAUGCUCGUUAGGAACGAGGCCGACUUCACGGGAGGGCCACUCAUGCUCACCACGUCCCGUACGGAAGCUGCCCAACCGUCCUUCCCGAUAUCCUACAUCGAUGUGGUCAUCUUCGCCGGUCGUCCCUUCUACUUCACCGAGGAAGUCUUCGCUUUUCUCCGUGCCUUUACCGGUACCGUCUGGCUCGGCACGGCGCUCGCCUUCUUGGCCAUCUGGGCCGUGUACGUAGGCAUAUCCACGGUUUCGGCUGCACCGCGAUGUGCGCAACCAGGAGGCAACGGCCUUUUGCACAUCAUGAAACAUGGCAGCAUUCUGGAAUCAUUUGAUAUGCUUGCAAGCACCCUUCUGUCACAAGGUAAGCCGGCAAAUUAA